Clonostachys rhizophaga is the source of this 561-nucleotide messenger RNA. The record is from the annotation of a GenBank genome assembly. NCBI's taxonomy places the organism in Eukaryota, Fungi, Ascomycota, Sordariomycetes, Hypocreales, Bionectriaceae.
AUGCGCAGCUUCCCCUCGGCCUUCCACUUCAGCAGCCUCUCCAGGUCCUCGGCGCUAUCCUUGGCCACAAACGUCACAAGCCGGCCCUUGACGCCCCCCAACGCCGUGGGCACCACCGCAGCCGUGAUCAGGUUGAACACGCUCCUCAUCGUCAUCCUGCCCCCGGCGAACACGUACGGCUUCCCAGCCCCAAGCUCCUUCGCAAGCUCGACCCCCCUCCCCGUCGACGCCGUCGCCGUCACCCGGCAGCCCAGCAGCUUGGCCACCUGCACGCUGAAGAUGCCCACCCCGCCCGUCGCGCCAUUGAUCAGCACCCUGUCACCCCUCCCCUCCUGCACGUGCGGUGCAAUGGUCUGGAGCGCCGUCAAGGCUCCCACCAGCCGUGUCUGCAACGGUGAGCUGUGCGAGCGAGCCGGGGGCCUUGAACGGGUUGACGCGGCCGACGACGGUGUCGCCGGCGCGGAGGGUGGUGACGUUGGGGCCGACGGACUGGACGGUGCCGGAGAGGUCCAUGCCGGCGGUCUUGGGGAAGCUAGAGAUGGCGCGGGCGAUGAGGCCUAG